Messenger RNA from Fusarium mangiferae, 1227 nucleotides. RefSeq lists its product as uncharacterized. The transcript is spliced from 4 exons. Bases 1 to 1227 code for a protein of 408 amino acids. The record is from RefSeq and is a predicted model, not a curated record. Lineage: Eukaryota; Fungi; Ascomycota; Sordariomycetes; Hypocreales; Nectriaceae.
AUGCCACGCACUCCACGGCCAGCUUUUGGUGAUCGUACUCCCGAGGCUUACGGAAAAUCACCUAGUGUUGGCGGUACUCCCGAGUUUUCACAAAGCAUGCAAGAGAUGAGAUUGUCAAUCAGCUCUCCGGUACGGCCUAGAGAGCUGACUCAAACCACCACCAAGGAGAGCAUUGAGAUAAAGAUCAAGCUAUUGCUGCUUGUACCGCAACAGACUUUGAUGACCAAAACCCCUACCCUGCAAAGUACGUUACUGGACCUCACUACUGGUCGACGAAAUCGACCUCCUCGAGUCGGGAGAAUCCCCAGAACGUAUCUCGACGACAGUCGACCUUCACGCGAGACGAAACUAUCUGACGCCAGCUCCUCUUCGAAAGACGGGUCCGCUCGCACAGGCCUGCCUCAGGGUCAACUCAAUAAUGGGGAGCUGGUUCCCAUUGGAGGAUCACUGACCAGACACUCAAUCCUCGUGAUCAAUGCCCUUGACAACGAUGAGUGGUCAUUCUACGCUGCCGGAACAUAUCCAGCAGCUACCUUCUUCAAUCCGUCUCCCCGCUUUCCUCUUCCAGAAGAACUCGAGAAUUCAAUACAGCUCUACAACUUCACCUUCGGCGCUCAAAGCUUCACAGCUGUUGUAUACCACUUCCUCGUCGCGAGCCCUGGAGCAUACUAUCGCAGCAUUCUCACCGAAGCUGGCCGUGUGCUGAAGUCAGGAGGCUACAUCAAGCUCUCCAUUCUCGACAAAGACCUGAACAACAUGGGCAACCAGGGCCAACGUACGGUCUGCCACCUAAAAGGGAGGAUCCAAGAGAUGACAUCUGAUACUAGUCUCGGAUCAAACGCGGAUCUCAUUAUUCGUCUCCUUGGCAAGGUUGGUUUCACUACCAUUAAGGCAGUACGAGUGGGUGUUCCCGUGGCAAGUUCCGUCAUUGGCAAAGAUAGCAAGGCUGAUGACGGCAAUGACGCUGCUGAGAAGGAGAAGGAUCCGCCAAGUUUAUCUGAGAUGAUGAGCGACAACAGCCCCUUGAUGGACGAUAAUAUCACCAAGAUCGUCAGCGGCGUUGGCCGAUGGUGGUACACACGAUGCUACGAGAACGUAGCUGGGAACCCCUCUGGAAAGAGCAUCCGGAGCGAUAAGCUAUCACUUCGGAAUGGAGAGCUCGGUACAAGCCUAAAGCUCAUGCUCUGCAGCGCUCGAGCUCCUCUUGAGCGCAUCACAGGUGUUUAA